ACAUCGCCAACCGUCAGCCAUGAGUUCAUAUCGCCAACCGCCACUGAGGCCAUUACCACCGACGACCGGUACGCACAAGACGAAGGAGAGGAACAGAUAUUGGUGCAUUUCGACGAUGAAUCCGACAGGAACACAGCAUAUGAGCGACAGACGUGCCAAGUGGAGCCCAACAUUGGAGUGCAGCGAACAGUGACCAAGCGUAGCUCGCGGUCGUUCACAGGACGCAUGUCACGCCAGAGGAGUCGGAGGAUAGAGCUCCGGAGUCGACCGGGCAAACCAGGCAUCACUGUCGACACAAGCUUCACACGGCACAGGGGAGAGGAGCCACACCAGGUCUUUCCACGCGACUCGGAGAGAAGCACUGGCUCCGUCCGCAAGUCACCAUGGUUUGGGCUGGGGAGAAACUCGACCAAAAACAAAGGCCUGGGCAUCAGCAAGGGUACUCCACAACCAGAGCACCUGCAUCAGAAGAAGCAGAGCAUGGAUCGGAACGACAUUGACACUGCCACGUCCAUGGCCUCGAGUAAUAAGUCUUGGCAGGAAAUAUCUCCCUGGGACAGACGCAUCCCGAUAGGAAUAUCCGUCCCUACCGAUAGCAUAUCCGAUUUUAGCACCCUCCACGCAAACCGCCCUCGUGCUGGCAGCGACAACACACUGGUGACACCAAGCAUCAUCAUCACGCCUGCAGCAGUCAAAUCGGUUUGGUCGCCCGACACGCCCUAUACCGAGUCAGACUACACACCGAGCAUCUACUCUCGUUAUCAGUCGACCUUUGCCAACGCCAACGUUCCGCCUGUUCCCGCUCUGCCUGCCGGAGUCUCCCAAGCAAACAGCUCCGAAAAAGACGCGCGUAGGCAAUCUACCCACGUCAGAAACGAUACCCUCGAUUCUGCUGGAACUGCAUUCGAAGAGGACGAUGACUCAAGACGGAAAGAACGCAUCAUGUCUACCGGUACCGUAUUUGAGGAGGAUAUUACACCUCUGACCGAAAAGACGGCGGAGAACUCCUUGGCCAUCGACACGUCAAUGGUGCCUACUCCACGGCGGUCGCAAGGAUGGUGGAACGUCAUCACCACACCAUUCGUUGCAACACCCAAGUCGGCAACAUGGCCGGAUUCGGCAACAAAUGGCGACAGGACGCCAGAUGUGCCAAAGGUACCCGUGCAGUACGGAAUGAGUAAAGCAGAACCCUCCAGGCCGCCUAGGUCGCCACUUCAUCCAAUGGCAGCUUCAACAGCCAGUGCUCCAGUGGAGUCUGAGCCAGAAAAGCCCAGUGACCACCAAACACCCCCCGAGCCCCAGCGAGCCGUCACUUCCCCUCUGUCAACUAUGUCUGCGUCGCCAGUGGUUGGUACAGCGGCCAUUGGAACGGUCCUAAUGCCUCGCCAGGUCCAGGAGCCACAGCAGAUCAAUGUCAAUAUUGAAUUGCAGGACAGGCGACCGUUGGUAGAGAGCCAGCCCGUCCGGGCCAACUACCCACCAACUAUCCAGCAAGUGCACAUCUCAGCGCCAGCAGCACAACCACACGCCAUGACCUCUUCUACUACAAACGCCAACAGUUCGUCACAGAAUUUGCCCGUGUUUGCUCCGCCUCCAAAGGUGGCCCAAAAAGGCUCACAUUGGAGCUACGACAAUGCUAGUCGUUCCAGCUCCCACGCAUCUUCCCACGAUCUCAAAGGACGCAAGCAACACCGAAAAGUGUGUGACAUGGCAAGCAUGUGGCCAUUUGGAAAGAAGAAGAAGCAGAACCAGCACGGUGAGGUCAGAGAGAAGAAAAAGAAGAGAGGAGUAUGCUUCUGGGGAUGCUGCUGCUGUUUGGUCUUUUUCAUAUUGCUGGCCAUCAUAAUCCCAGUCGUGGUGGUAGUGACGAGGAAAAGUCAUGACGAUAGCAAGCCCACAGCAACCGUGCCAAGCGGAGAUGUCGGUAACCAGUGGCUCAAUCGGACAGACUACCCACCCAUGCCCGUUGGUGUCUUGACCAUUGCGCAGCCUGAAGUGGUAGAAGAAGAGAGCGGUUGCGUCGCGCCCACGACACUAUGGAGUUGUGCGCUGCCCAAAGAACAGCAACAAUCCAUUGCACCCAACAAGCCGGAUCAGCCCAACUUCAAGAUUGAAAUCACUUUUGAGAACGGUAGUGUCGCCGAGUUGCCAAAGGCUCAACGCGCAAGAAGGGCCGCAAACCCAGUAUCAGCUGGAGCUUUGAUUCGGUCGCUGCUUCAUGCGCGCGCUGCACCCUCGCCAUCGCCGGCACCUCCAUCAACUGCGGACAUGAGCUUCAUCGGACAGACGACGGAUGGAAAUUCGGCUCCAUUUGAAGGCGAAGAGACUGGCUUGUUGAUCAGCAUGAAAGAUCCCUCUACCAGCGCACCGCGUCUGGCGAAGCGCGUUGAUCCAGCCGACCCUACCAACAUUACUGGUGUGAUACCUCCGCCCAUGUUGGCUUCUGAUGGAACUGCCGCCCCUGCCAAUCUGCUUCCCUACCCUUCUGCACAACCCCUACGGCUGUACAACCGAGGAAAAGACAAUGAGCAUUACGGUUUCUACAGCUACUACGAUCGCUCCAUCUUCCUCAAGCAGAUCAACGGCACCAACCGUGGCGGGAACCCUGCAGAUACAGAUGGAGGAAGCACCAAGGAUGCAGCCAAGCUGAGAUGCACCUACGCGCAGACGCGGUUCCUGGUACAGAUCUGGACGCGCAGCAAAGACAGCAAGCCAUUGCUGCAAAAGUCUGCUUCCACGUCUAGCACGGCGGAUGCAUUCAAGCGACCAGGCACCUUUCCCUACCCAGUCACCAUUACCAUUGACCGCCACGGCGGAGAUGCUGCGAAGAAAAACCUCUACUGCUAUGAGAUGGAGGAUAACGGCACGAUCAAGAACGAGGAUUCGAAAAAGUUUUUCCAGUUUGAAGACCGAGGAUUCGGAGGUAAUCUGGUCAGAGGGACCCAGGGCCAAGAGAACGCCACCGGGCCCAUUGAUGGUGGAACUGGGGGUUGUCGUUGCCAAUGGCAGAACUGGCUCAACUGA
Messenger RNA from Exserohilum turcica Et28A, 3024 nucleotides. RefSeq lists its product as uncharacterized. The transcript is spliced from 2 exons. Bases 226 to 3024 code for a protein of 932 amino acids. The record is from RefSeq and is a predicted model, not a curated record. Lineage: Eukaryota; Fungi; Ascomycota; Dothideomycetes; Pleosporales; Pleosporaceae.